AUGGCGACAGACUCGUCAGAGCACUCCACAGGAAAAGUUCCUUGUGCCUCCGACGAAGAAAAUAAGAAGUCAACAAGCAUAGAUCUAUGCCAAGAACUUAUAAAAACUGAAGAACCUUCCGAUGAAAUAUCAAACAGUGAGAUUAGUGAGUGUAGUGAUAGCAAUGAGGACUCGAGUGACAGUAGUGUAGGUAACAAUAGCACAAGUAGUGAGGCAAGUCUCACACCAGUCAAGCCCACAUUCAGAACAGUCACAGGUAGCAGUGGUAAGACCUACAAAUUUAAACGGACAUUGGAUGAUUCAGGGAUAGACGUUGAACUACCGUCAUCGCUUUUAUCAAAGCAACCAAGAGUGCAUCUUGGUGAACGCAUUGCGAUAUCAGGUGAUGGCCACAUGUAUAGUGUUCAAAGUGGGGGCAAACGUACACCAAAGAGUAAAAAGGUAAAAGAAAAGAAGAAAAAAAGCAAAUUGAGUAAAUCCACUAUGGAUGCAUAUUUGCCCUGUCGUAGAGUGAAGCGCGAAGCUAGUUUAAACGCUGCUGCACGUGUUAAUAUUAUGUACGAGAAAGAUGUAUCACCACCAAAGGUCAGUCGAAAACCGAGUACAUCAUCAGCUAGCAGCGUGGUAGCUAAGAAACCAAAUGUCACAGCAAAACAAAGUAUACUGAAGACAAAAGACUGUGACAAAAGCAUCAAGAAACUGAAAGGAAAACUGGAAUCAGGAAAGUCGAAAGACAAAACAAAAUCAACGGUAAAAAGGAUAAAAUUGGACAAAGAAGUGAAGAGUAGAAAAGUCACAAAUAAGAAAGGAACACUACCAAAAAAUACAAAGACAAAAUCUAUUGUAUCUAAAUACAAAAGGCUUAGUGGAAAUAAGGCGAACAAAAGUGGUGACAGGACUCUAAAGAAGUCGAUUAAGAAAAAGAAAAUGGAGGAUAAACAACCCAAGAAGCGGAAGUUGUCUGACAAAGAACAGACAAAAUCAAAAACGAAGAAAGUGAAAGCAGAUACGCAAAGGGCAGCUAGAACUGAUUUGUCUGUGGCGCCGAAAAGGGGCUACACUGGUGUACAGUGUGUGGGAUGUUACCAGCAUGCAAUGUGUUCAUCUAAGGGAAAGUUAUAUUGGGGAAAGUCUGAUUUUGGCGAGGGGAAAGAAGGGGAAAUUCUAUCAGAGGACUCCACUCAACCCUCUUAUACCAGCGUGCCACCUCAUGUACAGAUUGUUGAGGGAUCGCCGUAUGUGAAUACAGUGGUGCCCCACCAAACUCUGCCAGCCUGUCCCCGCUGUGCCCAGAGGAGUGGCCUCUUAACAACCCCACCCUGUCAGUCAUAUACACUGGGGGGUAUUGGCAGCAUCAGUUCUGUACAGGUGGUGUCUUAUCCGCAGCAUUUUGGCAGCUCCUUCCCCAUCUCUUACCCCACCAGCCAGUCGGCUCUACCUCAUUGUGGUUGCGCAGCAUGUUACAAUGCUUCAGGUAUCUACUACCCAUCAACAACCACACCCUUGCCCCACCAACCCCUUCCCCAUGACACCUGUCAUGGGCCUCCCAUCCCUAUACAUGUCACAGAGUCGGAGGAAUCCAAGAGUGAUGUUGACAUAGAUGUCGGUGAGCCAGAGGACAUUAAACCUACCCUGUCCACUCUGACCAACAAGGACUCAACCAGUGAAAAAUCACAGAGAAAAACCUCUGUGAGUAGUAUGAAAGGAGGGUCACAGAAAAAGUCGGCAGAGAAAAAGGUCACCUUGCAAGUUUCCAAACCAAAAAAGGCAGCAGAAAAAGUUUACGAGAGACAGAAGAGUAAAGAAACAAAGAAAAAACCCAAAUAUAACAAGAGCAUAUCACGUCAUGGAUGGGAGUUUGAUGGAGAACCAGAGAGAAAGAAAGUCAUGUCAUUGUGGCUGGGAAUGUCGGUGGAAACUAACUGUUAUCAGGCUAUCCGCCACGUUGAUGGUGAUGUUAUCAAGGUGAGGGAGUGUGUCCUGUUAUGCUCUGGACCUAAAAAGACAGACAUUCCAUAUGUAGCCAAGGUGACCAACUUCUGGGAACAUCCACAUGAUGGUGAGAUGAUGAUGAGCCUUCUGUGGUACUACCAGCCAGAACAUACAGAGUCAGGGAGAAAAUCCCAUCAUGCUGACUGUGAAGUGUUUGCCUCCAAACACAAGGAUGAGAACAGUGUGGCUUGUAUAGAUGACAAGGGCUAUGUCCUUACGUUUGCUGAGUAUUGCCGGUACCGAGCAGAACUCCAGAGACAGGAGCAUGGAAUUCCUCCUCAGCCCAAGGUUGUGCCUAGUCCAGAGGAUGAGUAUGUCCGCAAUGGGAAGCUGCCUCCCCAAGGAUGUGACCCAAACAAUGUCUACCUGUGUCGACAGGUGUAUGACUUCAAACUCAAAAGAAUACUCAAGAAUCCAUCCUGACAAUUAAACAAACCCUACAGAAUGAUGUACAACCUCAGGGAAUCUUCUCAUCAAUAUUCCUCAUCCAAUGUUCAUAUCCCAGAUAUCUAACUACA
Ylistrum balloti is the source of this 2510-nucleotide messenger RNA. RefSeq lists its product as uncharacterized. The record is from RefSeq and is a predicted model, not a curated record. Bases 1 to 2415 code for a protein of 804 amino acids. The transcript has 6 exons. Gene Ontology annotation, molecular function: chromatin binding. NCBI's taxonomy places the organism in Eukaryota, Metazoa, Mollusca, Bivalvia, Pectinida, Pectinidae.